This is a messenger RNA of Corticium candelabrum, 2073 nucleotides long. RefSeq names its product ubiquitin carboxyl-terminal hydrolase 44-like. The record is from RefSeq and is a predicted model, not a curated record. Gene Ontology annotation, cellular component: cytoplasm. Gene Ontology annotation, biological process: protein deubiquitination. The transcript has 16 exons. Lineage: Eukaryota; Metazoa; Porifera; Homoscleromorpha; Homosclerophorida; Plakinidae. The coding region runs from base 64 to 1962 and encodes 632 amino acids. Gene Ontology annotation, molecular function: zinc ion binding; cysteine-type deubiquitinase activity.
GUUUAUGCAUGAAUGGAAGCGGAAAUUAUAUCAGCAGGGGAUAGUACAGAAAUUACCGUAUGAAUGGAACACUGUCCGCACGUCGGCAAUUUGAGAUUGGAUGGCAACAAGACUCUCUUGAGUCCUGCGCAUUGGAGCUGCAGCCAGUGUGGCACGACUGAAUCAGUUUGGGGUUGUUUGUUGUGUUCCAACGUCGCAUGUGGAAGAGAUGCCGGCAAGCACGCACUUGAUCACUUCAAGCAAUCCAACCAUCCUUUAGCUAUAGAAAUAAACAAGAAAUAUGUGCACUGCUAUUUUUGUGAUGCGUAUGUAUUCAAUGACAACUCACAUAAUGAGCUACAACUCAUUAGAGAUACUCUGAAUCAGUUAGCAACUCAGACGUAUGGAGAAGCACGCACAAGAAGUGGACGGAUAUUAAGACAAGCAAGUGUCAAUUUUGCAAAGGAUGAGAGUAGGGUUGUGGAAGAGAGUUCUAAACAGGCAGACAAACUUUAUACUGCUGAGUGCCACUGCAGGAUUUCUCUUCUCAUGCGAGUCUUUUCUGCAUGGCAACAUUAUAACAAAGACCACAAAUGUCACUCAAAGUCAUCAACUAUUGCAGGGAAGUCUACCCUAAUGCCUCCACCACUGCAUCUUCCUUCUAAAAUGGUGAAACGACGUCUGGCAGCUGGAGUGACGGGGCUACGAAAUCUGGGAAAUACGUGCUACAUGAAUUCAGCAUUACAGGCUCUCAGCCAUCAAACUCUAUUUCGUGAGUGUUUUCGCCUCCUUAAUGUACAGCAGACUGUUUCUUGCCGGCGGCUUUACAUGAGACAGACAACUAUGGAAUGCUUCAAGGAAGUGACUCGUCCCAUCACGAAGAAGAAACAUCAAUGUCGUGCACGUUAUGCACAAAGUGGGUUGAAGGGAGGAACAGAGGAGGAUGAGGAGAGUGGAAAUGGCAGAGAAGAUCAAGAAGUUGACUCAGCCAAUAGAGAAGUGUCUUUGUGCAAAGCUCUUCAUGCAAUCUUUAGAGUGAUGUGGUCAGGAAAAUGGGCAAUGGUGACACCUCAUGCUGUCUUGAGUGCUGUUUGGUCAAAAAUCUCAGGUUUCAGAGGAUAUUCACAGCAAGACACUCAUGAGUUUCUAUGUGAGCUUCUCUGUGAGCUACAGUCAGAGCUCAGGGAGUUUCCUGAUUCUGCAGCUGUGAUCUUCAGUGAACCAAUGAGGAAUGUUGUUCUACCAUCGGAGAUCAUCUCGUCAUCUUUCGAAGGACAAUUGAUGAGUGCAGUCGUCUGCCACACAUGCAACACUGUGUCUGAGACUAUCGAAUCAUUCUAUGAUCUCUCGUUGGAUUUUCCACUAAAUAACUCGAGAGAAAGUGGUGACAAACAUUCAACCCAACCGUUUAGCUACAAUCUCACUGAUUUACUGCAACACUUCACGAUGUGGGAAACUCUUGAUGGUUGUAUCUACUCGUGCACUUAUUGUAAUCAGAAGAGAAGAGGCUCAAACUCACAGUUUCAGUGUGCUAGUAAACAGCUGAUGUUACAUAAACCACCAGAUGUGCUUCGUCUUCAUCUAAAGAGAUUCAGAUGGCAUGAGACAGAUCGUGCCAAGAUCAGUAUGCAUGUCUCGUUCCCCACAACUCUCGAUGUCAGUCCGUAUUGCAACCUCCACGCCACUAAUGAGACAUCACAUCUGACAUAUCAUCUCACAAGCAGCAUCAUGCAUCAUGGAAAAGGCUUUGCGUCUGGUCACUACACUGCGUAUUGCUACAACACCGAGGCAUCUAGUUGGGUGCAUUGCAAUGAUAGUCGAGUGUCUCUCUGCACGGAGCAAGAAGUUCUUAGUUCGCAAGCAUACAUUCUAUUCUUUACGCGUUCGAGAAGUAUGGCAGCUAAUGUACAGCCUUCGUAUUCGGUUACAUCACCGCCAGCUGUGGACUUGAUGCAUCCUGCUAAGCGAGUUCGAAUACAAUGACAAGUAAUCAAGGAUGGUUUUUAUGUGUUGAUAUGAUAGUGUGUACAUGUGUAGCAUAUGAUACAAUCAUAUGGUUGUUUAUGGUAAAAUAUCAUUGAUAUUAAUGUUUGC